Stylonychia lemnae is the source of this 4347-nucleotide messenger RNA. NCBI's taxonomy places the organism in Eukaryota, Ciliophora, Spirotrichea, Sporadotrichida, Oxytrichidae. The record is from the annotation of a GenBank genome assembly.
AUGAUUUGCUAAAAAUGUGGUGAUAGUUAACUUAUCAAAGUCUCUCAUAUAAUAGCGAAAGAGAUUUACCAAUAAAAUUUGAAACAUUCUGUACGCAAAUAUAUAUUUGAGAAUGAUUUCAUGAACUAUUUGGAUUAUAAUGAUUUCAAGAAAGCAAGACUCAUUUACGCCAUCGAGAAUUUAUAAAGUAACCAAAUGGUAAAAGAAUAUAUAAUAUUUGUGCUAAAUAAAAGCUUGAAGGACUAGAAAUACCCUAAUCUUGGAAUUACAACAUAAUUGGACAAGACAAAUUUUACAGAUUCACUCAAGUUUAACAUUAGCUAAGUUUAAAAACAAUUCUAGAUCGAUGAUUCAACACUCAGGUUUGAUUCAUUAAUUGAAUCAGGAAAUCUUGAAAGAGUAUAUUAGAAUUCUACCUAUGACUAUACUCUUAUCAUGAGAGGUGAAUAUAAUCCUAUUAAAAGCAAUCAUAUGUAAUGGUUCUACACACAUAUUUACAACUUUUAAUCUAAUAAGGAGUACACUUUUAGAGUUAUUCCUUUUACAAAAUUCAUUAAAUUUCUAAACAUUGGACAAAGAGUUUGGCUUAAAUAAGGAAAUCAAAAAUGGCAAAAUAUUGGGGAGGAUUAUCAAUUAGACCCUUUCUACAAAAAUGAUCGUGAACUUUAUCAGCUCAGCUUCAAAUUUAAGACUGGGCCUAAUAUAGAUAGAAAAGCCAGGUUUAAAUUAGCUUACUUGAUUACCUCAAGAGUUCAUUCUGGUGAAACACAUGUCUCAUUUUUAUUCAAUGCUAUGCUGAAAUACAUCAUCUCUGAUGAGCCAGAUGCCAUUAAACUUAGGUAAAAAUUUAUCUUCCUCUUGAUUCCUUGCAUGAAUCCGGAGGGAGUUAUACUUGGUAAUUCCAGAGUAAAUGUCCUAGGCUAUGAUUUGAAUAGACAAUGGCUAAAUCCAGAUGCUGAUUUGAACCCAGAAAUUAACAGUCUUAAAAAAGUAAUGACCCAAAUUAAUAAUAGUUAGAAUAUCGCAUUUCAAAAUUAUUCAUUAAGUUUCACAUAAUGUGACUAUAAGAUUACCGAUGACAAGUUAGGAACAGGAAGAGUCGUUGCUUGGGAUGAAUAUGGAAUAACAAAUAGUUUUACUUUUGAAAAUUCAUUUUUUGGCUAUACAGAUAGUGAUAAUAAGAUUUAAAACUAUACAAAGGUUGAUUAUUUGCAACUUGGAUCAGAUUUUGUUAUGAGUUUGCUAGAAUUUUAGAUUGUUGCACAACAACUAGAAAAAGAUUUAGUGUAAUCUAAUGGGUGGCUAAGGCCCAAUAAGCUGUUAUAAAUAACUGGAGAAUCAGCAUUAGAGUUGGCGAAAAAGUAGGCUCAAAAUUUGAAACUACUUUAAGAAAGAAAAAUCAAUAUUGACUAAUACAAAGACCUUAUGAAAAAUGAUGAUUACUAUUAGAUGAUAAAACAAAUGUAAGCAGGUUAAAAAAAGAAAAAAAGAACUUAGCAAUUUGAAACAAAGAUAUCAGGUGAAUUGAGUAAGACUGAGCAAUUCCAAAAAUAAUAAUCAUCAAAAAUAUAGUAUUCUUUCAAUAAUAAGAAGAUAAUAGAUCACAGAAAUACCCAGUUCUUUGAUUUAGGAAAGUAAUCUAUCCAUUAAAUGUCUGAAAAUGAAUACCCUUUUUUUAAUUAACUCGAUGAUACAAGUAAAGAAUUCGAUAAUUUUUUUGCUCCUUAGCCCUGUAAUUAUCAAUAAUCAAAUCAAGGGCAAAAUAGUCAAGCCCAACAAAAUUUAGUAGGGGGCUUUAGCCAAGAUUUUAUGAAGAUUUAGAUCAGCAUGAAAAACAGUAGUAAAGCCUCUAUUAAUCAAAGAUAGCCCUCAUCUCAAAUUGACUUAGACUAGUUAGGAUAAUAAUUAAACUAAAACAAAGAGAGCGAGCUCAUUUUAAGCGAUAUUAAUUCUCCAACAAAUAAUCAAUAGAUAAAUCCAGAAAAAUAAUUUAUUGAGCAUUCACCUUUGAAAUAGACUUAUAAUACGAGCUUUCACACUCCUAAAAAUAGAAAUCCCACUAAUUAUAAUAACCGAUAAAAUAUUAAUUAAGCUAGUGAAAGAAUCGAUUUUUAAGCUAACAUUGAAAUUUAAGAGCCGGUUGGAGAGUUAAAUAUCAAAAUUAAGCAUAUUAAGUAAUAAUCAGGACCAAAUAUCACUGUUAACAUAAAGAAAAUAAACAAAAAAAGUUUUGAAAGUAAAAACUAAAAUCUCAUGGAGUAAUCUUAAAUGGAUAAUAAUUUACUGAAUGAGGUACUUAAUUAAGCAGAUUAAAUAUUUUCUGAUGAUGAAAAUUAUAUGCCUGAGUAUGAUUGGAGAAAUUAUUUUUCAGUUAACGAAAUUUAAAAAGUAGCUGAGCAAAUUAGCAGAGGUGAAGAACCACUUACUGAAAGAUUAGAAUCAAGAAAUGAUUAGUUUGAAAAAAUUGGAAGAAAAAUAGAUGGAUAGAACUCAUUUACAACAUCCUCCUCUAUUGUACAUGGUAAUAAGUAAAGCAGUCUGUAAUAAUCAUAAACUAGUGUUGAUAAUAAUUCUUUAAUUAGACGACCAGUGCAAAAUUCGUAAAUUCCUAUGAGGUUUAGCUAAGAGAAAGAUUACAAAUCAGGUUAGUAAACACCUAAAAUGGCAUAAAGUUAAAAUAAUAAUAGAGUUAAACUAAGACCUUUAGUAUAAAGAAAUAGUGUUAAUGAAAAUGUAAAGUAGAGCAUGAAAACAUCAGCUGAUGUUUAGUAUCAUCAAAACAUGAACAAUUAUUAUGUAGCCUAAAAGUUCUUGUAUAGUGACUAAGAUAUUCAUUAAUUGUAAUAAUAAAUGAGGUUAACAGGCUAAAAUAACUCCAAGCAAUAAAAUUAUCAGAGACAAGAAAGCGAGAGUGAUGGAAAAAGUGAGUUCAAUUUUGGUUAAAACUCUCCAAUGCCUAAACCAGAGAUGAAAUUUUAGAUAUCAGUGAGAAAAAUCUCUUAAGAUAGCAUUAAAAUAGACAAUAAAGUUAAAAAACCUUUUUAAACUAAGAAAAUAGCAACAGAACCUAAAGAUUAUUAAGAUCAGAUUAAUAACAAUAUCUAAAUUAGAGACUUAAAACAAAGGUAAUAAAACACAUUAAAAAAUAUUCAACAAAGCUAGCAAAAUCAGAGACUUGGAGUAAUUGUAAGUUAAUAAAAGAGCAUAAAUCAUAAAUAACCAUUUUACUAGAAUGUAUCUCAAACUAAGCCUACUUCCUAGGAUGAUAAAUUAUCUAGUAAAAGAACUAAUUAAUCCCCUAGAUUAGUAGCGCAUAUUCCCUAAUUGUAAUAAUCUUAGAUUACCGAUUCUACGAGUGACUUGGAAACUAAUAUUAAAAAUAUAGAUAUUAAAGCUUAUAAUCAGAAUUAGACUAAGAAAAAUUCUGGAACUGUGAGUCGAUCCCGUAAAAUAUAGGAAUAGAUUACUCUAAACUAAACUGUAUUUAUAAAAGAAUAAUAUCCAUUAUUUCCGAUCAUGAAUAAUGAUACAGUUAAAAUUUAGAAUAGCAAUGAGAAAAAUAACAAAGCUUUAUAGCCCUAGAUAAACGAACCUAUCAAAAUCAUGUAUCAAGCUUAAUAGCAUAAAUAAAAUAGCAACUUAGCAUUUUGCACUAUGUUUUUUAAGUAGACUCCUAGCGAAGUCAAUUCGAAUGUUGCUAAUAAUGGAACUGAGUCUGCUUAAUUUUAGUUCAGAAGAUCAAGAUUUAAGAAUAGAUAAAAUAAUCCAAGCAGAUAAAAUCGAAAUAAUGAAUCUAUUGAUAUUAAAGAUAAUAAUAAUGUACAAAAACAAUAAAAAAACAUUCAAGCUUCUCCAAAAAAUUAUUUAGCUGAUUUGUCAUUACCUAUAGUUGCAUAAAAAUCAGUUUCUUAACCUCCAGUUAUUAAUUAGGUCAUCGAUAUCAAGGAAUAAUACCUAAAUGAUACACUAUCAAAUCAACUAUAUUCUUAAAUAAACACCCAUAACUCUACAAGCCCAAAGAGAAAGCCAAUAUUUUCAAUGGAAAGUCCAAAAAUUAGUAUAGAAUAAAAAAAGAAUAAUUUGGGAAUAUAUACGAAACAAACCUCAAUAGUCUAAAUAGAUAAAAGUGAAAAAAUUGCCGAGUUCUCAAAAUAAAUAUCUCAAGAUGAAUUAGAAGAUUCCUAGUUAAGAAGACAGAUUCAAGACAUUCUGGUAAAUAUGAGAGAAAAUAACGUCAAAAUUUAGAAAGCUUAGGCUUUUAUUGGAUUAGGAUCAAGAUCGAAACAUUUCAGAAUUAACAAAUCGAUCUACAAUGGAUAGAAACUACCAGUUUAUUUACAGAAGUGA